Messenger RNA from Fragaria vesca subsp. vesca, 1279 nucleotides. RefSeq lists its product as uncharacterized. Lineage: Eukaryota; Viridiplantae; Streptophyta; Magnoliopsida; Rosales; Rosaceae. The transcript is spliced from 4 exons. Gene Ontology annotation, molecular function: DNA binding; DNA-binding transcription factor activity, RNA polymerase II-specific. The record is from RefSeq and is a predicted model, not a curated record. The coding region runs from base 83 to 1129 and encodes 348 amino acids. Gene Ontology annotation, cellular component: nucleus. Gene Ontology annotation, biological process: regulation of transcription by RNA polymerase II.
GAGUGUAGAUAAACCCAGAACCACCGAGAAAGGCGCCGCGGAAGCUGUGACCUUCAAAACGCCACCGUUUCGUUCCAGGCUCAUGGCCUUCGCUUCGGCUCUCAACACUCCCAACGGCCUUCGCCGUCUACCGUCUUCCCGCCACGAAAUAACCCGAACCGGACCAGCCGCUCUGGUCCUGCCACGUCACCUCCCGGCUCGCUUCCCGUCCACACUCGCCCUCGCUCGCCGUAAAAACCACCGCGGCUCCGCGUUGACGUCAUCUCCGCCGAAGAUAAAGAAGAAAAGCGCGGCGAGGAAUGCGGAGGAGGAGGAUGAAGUGGACGGAGAUGCUAUAGACGCUUUGUUUUCGCUGCUGGAGGAGGACCUCAGAAACGACGGCGUGUCGUUGGAUGACGACGGCGAAGACGACGAGAUAAGUGAGGAGGAUCUUGCUAGGCUUGAAGAGGAGCUGGCGGAGGCUUUUGGUGCGAUUGAUGAGGAUGAAGACGAAGACGACGACGGCGAUGAUGACGUUAUUCAGAGCAAUGCGACUGAAGAAGAGGAGGAGGAGGAUGAGGACGAUGAAGUUGAAGUUGCAGUGAAGCUUAAGACUUGGCAAUUCCGGAGAUUGGCUUCGGCUUUAAAAGUCGGUCGCCGCAAAACUAGUAUAAAAAACCUUGCAGCUGAGCUUUGUCUUGACAGGGCCCUUGUUCUUCAAAUGCUUCGUGAUCCGCCUCCAAAUCUUUUGAUGCUUAGUGCUGCUCUGCCUGAUGCACCUGCUCCUAAAAAAUCUGUGCCUGUGCCUGAACCAGAGCCUGAAGAAACUAUUGUGGAAGCCACUGUAGACACUGUUGUUGAAACGGAUUCAGAUGCUGCAGUGGUCGAAGCUGCGGUGAAGGUGCCGGUUCAUGUUAGGCAACAAAAGUUUUCUGCUCAGAAGAGACUGAAGAAAGUGCAUCUAGAUACCCUUGAAAGAGUUUAUAGAAGAACAAAGCGGCCAACGAAUGCAAUUGUGAGCAGCAUUGUUCAUGUGACAAAUCUGCCGCGCAAAAGAAUUGUGAAAUGGUUUGAAGACAAACGUUCUGAAGAGGGGGUUCCUGACUCUCGGCGUCCAUAUCAACCGUCUGCUCCUACUACUGUCAACUAGAGAAUAUGUAAAUCAGGUACCUAUAUUUGUAAUGACAUGCGAUAAGAGUUUUUUAAGUAUUUAAGAGAAAUGGCCUGCUUUUAUUUUUGCUAAACUUACAAACAUGGAAAAGGGAUAAUCACCUUAAAAAAUAAUACCAAUAUAACAGUG